Molecule: messenger RNA, 795 nt
Organism: Rosa rugosa (rugosa rose)
Lineage: Eukaryota; Viridiplantae; Streptophyta; Magnoliopsida; Rosales; Rosaceae
Exons: 2
Coding region: 1-795 (264 amino acids)
Biological process (GO): box H/ACA snoRNP assembly; ribosome biogenesis
Cellular component (GO): sno(s)RNA-containing ribonucleoprotein complex
Molecular function (GO): RNA binding
Source: RefSeq, a predicted model, not a curated record
AUGGCCGCUUCCUCCUACCCAAAAACCCCAAAUCUGGUCCUCACACAUCAUAUCUCAUACCCAUCCGCCUCGAAUCCACCAACUACUUUAUCUGGUCCUCAUCUCAUGAUCACCAUCUUCACCGCCCACGGCCUCUACGGCAACGUCGACGUCACCAUCAAAACCCCCGACAAAUUCGCCCUCAACGCUGGAGUCGAACCCAUCGCGCAGCUCACCUCAGACUUCAAGCUUUGGCGCCGGUACGACGUCGGAUUUGCAGACGAUUACAAAGGGAGGCGACUUGGUGAAUGUGGCGACGACGAAUUUGAGGGCGACGACGAGCCAAUUGACUGUGAGCGUGGUUCUGUGGUGGAGGUGAAGUCUAAGGUAGGUGGUGGAGGCCAAAUCGUUAAUGGGUCCGACCCAAUUGAUUGUGGGCUUGGUAGUGUGGUGAACGUGAAGUCUGAAGUUUCAGAAAAUUUGAGGAGUUCUAUUGAAGAAGAGUUGGGGAAGGUUAGUUUGGUUGGAGGGAAUGAAGAAAGUUUGGUUCUUGAUAGUGGGAAUGAAGUGAGUGAGGAUUUGGAGACCAAAAUCGAAGGUGUGGAGGGUGUGAAGAGCAAAAUGGAGAGUGGGAUUGAGAGCGAAAGUUCGGAGUCGGAGAGUGAGAGUGAGAGUGAGAGUUCAUCAGCAGCAUCAUCUUCUUUGAGUAGUAGCUCUAGUGAUGAGGAGGAGGAGGAUGAGAGAGAGAGUGAUGAUAUGGAUGAGGAGAAGGAUGGAGAAGGGAAUGUGAAGGCGGAGGCGGAGAAGGGAAUGUGA